Diprion similis is the source of this 3527-nucleotide messenger RNA. RefSeq names its product E3 ubiquitin-protein ligase TRIM71-like (gene wech). Gene Ontology annotation, molecular function: zinc ion binding; protein binding; ubiquitin protein ligase activity. The coding region runs from base 236 to 2251 and encodes 671 amino acids. Gene Ontology annotation, biological process: protein polyubiquitination; proteasome-mediated ubiquitin-dependent protein catabolic process. NCBI's taxonomy places the organism in Eukaryota, Metazoa, Arthropoda, Insecta, Hymenoptera, Diprionidae. The transcript has 6 exons. The record is from RefSeq and is a predicted model, not a curated record.
UUAUAACGCGCGGUUAUUCGGCAGAAAUCAAACGCGUAAACUAACAGCAGUUAUACAAGUCGUGUCGGGUAUUGGGUUUUUAUUUUCUCUGACUUUUUGUAUUAUAUAUUGUUUGAUCUGACUUCGCAUCGGCUAUCGCACAACCAACUUCGUUCUGAACUGUUAUGAGACAGAGAUUUUAUUCAAUUUCGAGUUGAGGAAGCAGCUAAUAAGGUCUUUGAACAGGACCUAGAGCAUGAUGUCCUGUCUAAGCAAUCCAAGUCCCACAGGAACAUAUUCUUCUGGGAGUAGUACUCACUCGCAUCGCAGAUCACCGUUGAAUCUGGAAUCUUCAAGCGUGGACUCGAUAAUAAGCUCAUUUCUUCGAGUGGUCACCGGUGAGCUCUGUGGCAACUACGAUGAGCAUUCGUCUUCCAGAAAUGUUCCACCAGCGGCGGCAAGGUGUCAAGAUUGCAGGGAACCUCUUUGCGAGGCAUGUGUGACGGCUCACCAGAGGGUUCGUCUGACAUGCAAUCAUAGAAUUGAACGAUACGUAGGAAGCAAUACACCAAGUCCACCGUCAGCUCCUGCCUCUUGCUCACCCCCAACAUCAACUUCCUUCUAUUGCGAUACACACCACGAAGCUCAAAUAUUUUACUGCGAAACUUGUGGAUUGCCUUCGUGUGAAGAAUGUGGAAUCAAGGAUCACAGGGGUCAUGUUGUGCUUUACUUGGUGGAGGCUGUCGGAAGUGCUGGCGUUAUGGCGAUGCAAGUCUUGGGUGAAGCUAGAAUUGGUAUUGCAGCAGUUAGAGAAGAUUUGGAUGCGGUGCAAAUUGCUGCCGAAGGUGUGGAGCAGAAGGCGCGUCAGGCAGCAUCUGAAGUGAGAACAGCAGUGCGUAGAUUGGCUUCUGCAUUAGAAGAAAGAGAAAGGGAAUUGCUGGCUAAAGUUGAGAGAGCAAGGCUGAUGAAAGGGGCAGCACUUCAGGCUAGAGCAGAUGCUUUGAAAACAGCAUUGACGCGACUAACGAUGACUGCUGAGACACUCAGCGACGCAAUGGAUACAAAUGUGACAACUAAUCCGGUCGAACUUUUGCGUAUCAAGGAACGAGCUGCCACAGAGGUGGUUCAAAUUCGUCAAGGUCAAAAUGCUUUACCACCCAGGGAAGAAGACUGGAUAUCAUUCAUAGGUCCAGACAUGACUAUUUUACAUGCAAUUGCCUCCAUGGGAUCAGUGGUUCUUGUAAAUCCAGGUCCGGUAGGAGAUCGUCGAGCUGUUAGAGGUCGUAUGGCGCUGGAAGACAACCCCAACACCAAUAAUGGAACGGCAAUCAACUUUCCACCGAGUGCCACACCUCGUGGAAGACCUGUGCUAGGCAAUGUUUUUCCCAUAUCCGUGAGAACCAGCCACAUUUUCAAUCCAAUGGGAUUCAAGCCAGUUUCUGUUUGGGGUUCAGAAGGGGACAACGACGGAGAGUUAUGCAGACCUUGGGGUGUAUGCUGCGACAAGGGUGGUCAUAUCAUCGUAGCAGACAGAUCGAACAAUCGUAUUCAAAUUUUCAGACAAGAUGGUACCUUUGUAAGAAAAUUUGGUACCCAAGGCUCCGGUCCGAGUCAAUUUGAUCGACCCGCAGGUGUAGCUGUAGAUGCGCGAGGCCACAUUGUGGUUGCUGACAAAGAUAAUCAUAGAAUCCAAAUUUUUACCUUAGAAGGAAUAUUUCUGCUAAGCUUUGGUGAAAAGGGUAGUAAGAGUGGCCAAUUUAAUUACCCUUGGGAUGUGGCUGUUAAUUCGGAAGGCCAAAUAGCGGUAUCUGACACACGGAAUCAUCGCGUUCAAUUAUUCACAUCCGAAGGUACGUUUUUGAGAAAGUAUGGAUUUGAAGGGUGUGCUGGACUUUGGAAGCACUUUGAUUCUCCUCGAGGUGUUGCCUUCAGUCCGGAGGGCUGCGUUGUUGUUACAGACUUUAAUAAUCACAGACUAGUCGUGAUUGAGCCUGACUUUGUGAAUGCAAGGUUCUUGGGUGGAGAAGGUACUGGCUUGAAACAAUUCCUGAGACCACAGGGUGUGGCUAUAGAUGACGAUGGGCAUAUCGUAGUUGCAGAUUCAAGGAAUCAUAGAAUACAGGUAUUUGAGCCGUCAGGAGGCUUAUUGUGGAAGUUAGGAAGCCCGGGCAAAGCACCGGGUGAGCUCGAUAGACCUUCGGGUGUAGCACUAACACCUAGUGGAAAAAUAGUUGUAGUCGACUUUGGUAAUAACAGAAUUCAAGUAUUUUAGAUUUUAAGAAGCAAAUCCAACACCGUUACAAAACUACAUAACUCAGAAAUCAAGGUCAAUCGCUUUAUACGUGUUUAGCAAGGAGUACAUAGUGUGUAUUUACGAGAUCUUUUUUUCGAGUGACGUUAGGCAUAUAUAUACAUGUAUGGGAGUGAAGUUUGAGAACUGAUUCUGCAAUAUCUAUGACACGCAAUUAAAGGUAAAAUCAUCCUCAAGUUAUUUCUGCUAUCAUCUUAUUAUGCAAAUGGAAUAGCGCUUUAUAACAGGCAGAUGGUGGAAAUAAACUCGAAUCUAAAAUAAAUUUCCAAGCGUUUCAACAGUCGUCAUGCUGCAAUUACAAAGCUGCAGAUUAAUGGCAGCUCUAAAAUUAUUUCACGUCUAUCUUAAACUAUAUAAAGUGAAGACAAGAUUACGUUAUAUUCUUGAACCGUAAACCCAAGUUUAACAAGGUAUAUUGCAGCACAAUUGAAGUAUUUUAUUUGCAAAUAGUAUUGAAAGAAUAUAUUAAUUGAGUAAAUAUAGUAUUCAGAUAACAAAUCUGAUGGAUGAUUGUCGAUGAUUGCUCGAGACAUUGCGGACUUAUGCAAGGUUUUUUUUUACAAAUCUUAAGAAACGUGUAAUGCAAUUACAACUUGUUAUAAUAUAAUUUUAAAUGAUAUACUGAUCAAAGGCAGUAUUGAUGAAACGUCGCACAAAGAUUUUUAAAUAUUAUGAUAGGCUUUAUUGUUACUGUGUAUUCCUUAUAAAUUUAACCUGACAAAACAACUAAGAACGAAGUCAAAUAGAAAUUAGACCGCGUCUACCUCACUACAAACAAAAGUACCAUAUAAUUCACACAGUCGAUGAUUUUCCAAGUUUCGUAUAUAUGUCUGAUAACAAUUCCCAGAAAUUUUUAUCACUGUUUGACAAGACUUUAUGAUGAUGCAUAAUGUCUUAUUUUCCAAAAAUAUAGGACUGGUAAGAUACUUUAUAAUAAUAUUAAUAAUAAUAACGAUAAUAAUAACAAUAAUAAUGACAACGGUAAUUGAUAUCUUAGAAUUUAACCAAGUUACAGUCAGUUGGAUGACAAAAGAUUGACUUAAAAUCAUGAGUGUGCUAAUAUCAUGACAGCAAAACUGAAAAUAACUUUUAACAUUAGCGUGUUAUGUGUCAGGAUUGCAGAACUAAAAUCAAAUAAUCUAUCCAAAGUUAGCGAAAUGCUUAAAAGUGAAAAAAAGUGUACAAUUAAUGAAUGUGAUUAUGUUUAAAUUUGAAAAGAAACUACAAAAAAAGUGAA